Trachymyrmex cornetzi is the source of this 816-nucleotide messenger RNA. RefSeq lists its product as uncharacterized. Gene Ontology annotation, cellular component: nucleus. The record is from RefSeq and is a predicted model, not a curated record. Gene Ontology annotation, molecular function: DNA binding. The annotation marks the transcript as partial. The transcript has a single exon. Lineage: Eukaryota; Metazoa; Arthropoda; Insecta; Hymenoptera; Formicidae.
AUGUUCAUUUUUCCUGGCAAGAAAUACAAAGAUUAUUUUCUAUCAAAUGGACCAUCAGAUAGUAUAGGUAUAGGUAACGCCAGUGGUUGGGCGACUAAUGACGAAUUUCUUGCGUUCAUGAAGCAUUUCAUCAAACAUGUAAAGCCCUCAGUGGAAGAUCCAUUAUUAAUGUUGUUAGAUAAUCAUUCAUCCCAUCUCGCAAUUGAAACAAUAAAUUUUGCCAAAAAUAAUGGAAUUAUUAUGUUAUCUUUUCUACCACACUGCAGUCACAGAUUACAGCCGCUUGAUGUUUCCAUUUUUGGACCUUUCAAAAAAUAUGUUGCAAAUGCUCAAGACGGAUGGUUACGUAGCAAUGCAGGCAAGACGAUGACUAUAUGUGACAUACCUAAAAUAGUUGCUGAAACACUUCCAUUAGCUACUACAUCUCUUAACAUUAUACAUGGAUUUAAAAAGACUGGAAUAUUUCCCUACAAUAGGAAAAUUUUUACUGAUAUCGACUUUGCCCCUUCAUAUGUCACUGACCGCCCUGAAGAAUCACAAUUAAGCGUGCAAGCAGUAGAAAAAGAAAAUGUAUCUCCAAAUUAUAACAGUCCUUCUACGUCCACAGACAAUACUAUGCCUUUUAUGUACGAAAAAAAUAUCGAGUUUUCACCUGAAAUCGUCAAGCCUUUUCCAAAAGCUGGUCCGAGAAAACAGACUCAAGUCAAGAGGAAAAAAAGAAGCGCAGCAAUUUUAACCUCUACCCCCGAAAAAAAUAUUCUUACUGCAGAGCAGAACCAAAAGGAAAAGAUGAAAGAUGAUGUAAAAAAGAAAAAA